GGGUUGGGGUUCCCUCCCCGCCUGCCGCCGCCCGGGAGCGCCCGAGCCAGGACGCCCGGCGCGCCAGCCGCCCUUUCUUGGCGCCGAGGGAGGCCGGCAGGGCAGGGCCGCCGCCGCCGGCACAGGAGGAGGGGCCGCCAGGCCGGCCGGGCGCGCGCGGCAGCGGGCCGCCCUUCUCCUCCCCGCUCCUCGCGCGCCGCGGGCGGGAAGCCCCGCCGCCCGGCCCCCAGCCAUGUCGGCCGAGGAGAUGGUGCAGAUCCGCCUGGAGGACCGCUGCUACCCGGUGAGCAAGAGAAAGCUCAUCGAGCAGAGCGACUACUUCCGCGCGCUCUACCGCUCCGGCAUGCGCGAGGCCCGGGGCCAGGAGGCCGGCGGCCCGGAGGUGCAGCAGCUGCGCGGCCUCAGCGCGCCGGGCCUGCGGCUGGUGCUGGACUUCAUCAACACCGGCGGGGCCCGGGAAGGCUGGCUCUUGGGCCCGCGGGGGGACAAGGGCGGGGCCGUGGAGGAGGAGGAGGAGAUGGACGAGGGGAGCCUGCUGUCCGAGCUCGUGGAAGCGGCCUCCUUCCUGCAGGUCACGUCCCUGUUGCAGCUGCUGCUGUCCCAAGUGCGGCUCAACAACUGCCUGGAGAUGUACCGCCUGGCGCAGGUGUACGGGCUGCCCGACCUGCAGGAGGCCUGCCUGCGCUUCAUGGUGGUGCACUUCCACGAGGUGCUGUGCAAGCCCCAGUUCCACCUCCUGGGGUCUCCUCCCCAAGCCCCCGGGGACGUCAGCCUGAAGCAGAGACUGCGGGAGGGCCGGAUGACUGGGACCCCUGUCCUGGUGGCACUGGGGGACUUCCUGGGAGGACCCCUGGCCCCGCACCCCUACCAGGGGGAGCCCCCGUCCAUGCUCAGGUACGAGGAGAUGACUGAGCGUUGGUUCCCGCUGGCCAACAACCUUCCUCCCGACCUGGUGAACGUCAGGGGUUAUGGGUCCGCCAUCCUGGACAACUACCUCUUCAUAGUGGGCGGGUACAGGAUCACUAGCCAGGAGAUCUCUGCUGCGCAUUCCUACAACCCCAGCACCAAUGAGUGGCUGCAGGUGGCCUCCAUGAACCAGAAGAGGUCUAACUUCAAACUUGUGGCUGUUAAUUCAAAGCUCUAUGCCAUCGGCGGGCAGGCCGUUUCUAACGUCGAGUGUUACAGUCCCGAGCAGGACGCGUGGAAUUUUGUGGCGCCCCUACCAAACCCUCUGGCCGAGUUCUCUGCGUGUGAGUGCAAGGGGAAAGUUUAUGUCAUUGGAGGAUACACUACCAGAGACCGGAACAUGAACAUUUUGCAGUACUGCCCCUCUUCUGACAUCUGGACGCUCUUUGAAACUUGCGACGUUCACAUUCGCAAGCAACAGAUGGUGUCUGUGGAGGAGACCAUCUACAUCGUUGGGGGGUGUCUCCACGAACCGGGGCCCAACCGGCGGAGCAGCCAGAGCGAGGACACGCUCACCGUGCAGUCCUACAACACCAUCACCCGGCAGUGGCUCUACCUCAAGGAGAACACGUCCAAAUCGGGCCUUAACCUGACUUGCGCGCUCCACAACGACGGCAUCUACAUCAUGAGCAGAGACGUCACCCUGUCCACCAGCCUGGAGCAUCGCGUGUUCCUCAAGUACAACAUCUUUGCGGAUAGCUGGGAAGCAUUCAGGCGUUUCCCGGCCUUUGGACAUAACUUGCUGGUUUCUUCUCUUUAUCUGCCCAAUAAAACAGAAACAUGACUGGAGUGACUUAGUAUUUAAAAGAAACCUGGUUUGAGACAAAAACAACAAAAAAACCACAAAAGCGUGAUGUCCCAUUUCAAGGGAGACUGAUUUCUAAAGGGAAAAUAUGGGUUAAAGUACGUCACCUUACAUGCAGUGGUAGCUGUAAAUAAGCUUACUUGAACGAAUUACUUGAAACCUUGUGGACAAAAGAGACCAGCUUUGUUAUUUUUUAAAUUAUGGGAGCAAAUCCAUGAUGAUGUUUCUUCCAGACAUGACACCCUUGGGCCAAUGACUAAAACGGAUCAUCAAAAAGUAGAUUUAUUUUGUCUGCUUGGUAAAGGGCCAAAGUCAACAAUUAGAAUGAAUGGUAAAGAUGAUUUUAAAACCUGUUUUCUUUAGGUCCCUUGAAAUAUCAUUAGCACCUUCAGAGAGAGAUUUUCUUUUUUCUUAUCAGUUUACUUGACAAAAAUGACGUUGUCAUUCUCCCUCCUUUCUCUCAGCAUAUAGAAGUACGUAUUUCUGUACAUACUUCCAGCAUAUUUAAAAUAGGGUUCUAUGUUCAGAUAUUUUAUUUGCACACGACUUUUCAGGAAACUUACAGCAAUGGAAGCCUACAGUGAAUCCUUGCAGGAUUCACUUAUCCCAAAAACUUGCAUAAAAACAUUAUCAGCUAUUCUUCCAGUCUUUUUUUGUGAUUACAAAUGCUGGUUGAAUAGACUGAUAUAACUUCUUGUUUAUGUGGCAGAUUACAUAUUUAUGAGGUCACAUAAGUUGCAUUGCUAAAGCCUUCUGUAUAAAAGAGAGCAUUUGUGUAAAAGGAUGGAUGUGUGUAUAUUUUUAAAACUUAAGUCUUAAAAUUUAAAUGGAAAGGGAAAGAAAUACCAAAUAAGAAAACAAAAUCGCCUUUAAGAGUUACUUUUAUUGAAUGUAUUUGACUUAGUUCUUAUUUAAGACUGAAAAAAAAAACAACUUUAUCAUAUUUAAGUCAGGCAGUUUUCUAAUUUAAUCUUAGCUUUGUAAUUCAUGUUUUGCUUUUGUGGGCUAAGGUGAGGACAGCUGUAAAAAACAUUUGUGCUGGAGAGAAGAAGAAGCUCUAACAGAAGUAGAGUGGCCUCUGGUAGUAUUUGUGGAGUUAGGUAAAGCGCUUUGCUUCCUUGGUUAUUAAAUAGAACUCAGCUCAUGCAGUCAUUUGCUUUCACUAAGUCAAUUAACAAAGCUUCUGCCAAUCUUAGACCAGCAUCCCCUAAAAAUGUUUGUACUCAUGCUUAUGGCAAUUUUAUUUUGAUUGGAAAACACUUUCUGAAACUAUCUGAUAUUUUGUAAUGGAAUCAGUUGAAACUGUGAGCUGGAUUCCAUCUUUCUGCACGAACAGCAGGCAGAACCAUGUGAGUUACGGCGUGCCUCGCUAAGAAAGUCCCGUAGAAAAACAACAAUGUGUAGCGGAUUCAUGCCUUCUGCAAACAUUAACUGAGUGCCUGCAGUAUGCCAUUCACUGUGCAGUUGUAGGACUGGGGAGCUAAUCACAGAACAGAGUUCUCAGUUUGUUAGAGGAGUCACUACAGGGUUUCUUUGCUACUAUAGCCUCUAGUAUAUUUAAAAUAAAGGUUUAGUUAUAAAAAUCCUAUUUGCAUAACUUUGCAGGUAUAUUUUGUAUUCGGUAAAAUGAGGUAAGCCUUUAUUUGGACAUAGAAACAGAUCUUUGUAUCUUGUCACCAAAUAACCUCACCAGUAGUCAACUUAUAACACUUUUUAAGGGUUUCUAAUCUGUGCCCAUUUAUUCCCAAAUAUUAUGGUUUUUUUUUAAAAAAAA
Microcebus murinus (gray mouse lemur) is the source of this 3545-nucleotide messenger RNA. RefSeq names its product kelch like family member 42 (gene KLHL42). The record is from RefSeq and is a predicted model, not a curated record. Lineage: Eukaryota; Metazoa; Chordata; Mammalia; Primates; Cheirogaleidae. Gene Ontology annotation, molecular function: protein binding.